Molecule: messenger RNA, 618 nt
Organism: Fopius arisanus
Lineage: Eukaryota; Metazoa; Arthropoda; Insecta; Hymenoptera; Braconidae
Gene: PrBP
Product: Prenyl-binding protein
Exons: 4
Coding region: 89-532 (147 amino acids)
Biological process (GO): sensory perception of light stimulus
Cellular component (GO): cytoplasm
Source: RefSeq, a predicted model, not a curated record
CGCUGUCAGUCAUUUGUUUGUGUUUCACGAGUUCUAUGGAGAAGUCCACAAAAUUGUUGAAAUAAAGUGAUUCCUGGGGUUGUGAAAAAUGCCUUCACGAAGUGAUGACAUCCUCAAAGGCUUCCAAGUUAAUUGGAUGAAUUUGCGAGAUGCUGACAAUGGUAAAAUUCUCUGGCAAGGAAAUGAAGAUCUAUCAAUUCCAGAUGUCGAGCAUGAAGCUAGAGUACCAAAGAAAAUUCUCCGAUGUCGUGAGGUGUCACGAGAAAUAAACUUUACUUCUGCGGAGCCCCUGGAGACAUUCAGAAUAGAGCAAAAAGUCUUAUUCAAGGGACGAUGCCUGGAGGAAUGGUUCUUCGAAUUUGGCUUCGUCAUCCCCAAUAGCACAAACACAUGGCAAAGUCUCAUCCAAGCAGCACCAGAGAGUCAAAUGAUGCCUGCAAAUGUCUUAAAUGGAAAUGUCGUCAUCGAGACGAAAUUCUUCGACGAUGAUCUCUUGGUGUCAACGAGUCGAGUUAGAUUAUUCUACGUUUAAUUUUCCAGAUUUAAUGUAUUUUUAACGAGAACCCUAGUCUCAGCACUGUUUCAAGAAUAUUUCACAAAUAAAUCAUUCCACGACAA